Messenger RNA from Melozone crissalis (California towhee), 2549 nucleotides. It is a transcript of the gene TADA2B, whose product is annotated as transcriptional adaptor 2B. Gene Ontology annotation, molecular function: transcription coactivator activity; zinc ion binding; chromatin binding. The transcript is spliced from 2 exons. Gene Ontology annotation, biological process: regulation of transcription by RNA polymerase II; chromatin remodeling. The coding region runs from base 1 to 1263 and encodes 420 amino acids. The record is from RefSeq and is a predicted model, not a curated record. Lineage: Eukaryota; Metazoa; Chordata; Aves; Passeriformes; Passerellidae. Gene Ontology annotation, cellular component: nucleus; SAGA-type complex.
AUGGCGGAACUGGGGAAGAAGUACUGCGUGUACUGCCUGGCCGAGGUGAGCCCGCUGCGCUUCCGCUGCACCGAGUGCGCCGACAUCGAGCUCUGCCCCGAGUGCUUCUCGGCGGGCGCCGAGAUCGGCCCGCACCGCCGAUGGCACGGUUACCAGCUGGUGGACGGCGGCCGCUUCACCCUCUGGGGCGCCGAGGCCGAGGGCGGCUGGAGCAGCCGCGAGGAGCAGCUGCUGCUGGACGCCAUCGAGCAGUUCGGCUUCGGCAACUGGGAGGACAUGGCCGCCCACGUGGGCGCAUCCCGAACGCCUCAGGAGGUGAUGGAGCACUACGUGAGCAUGUACAUCCACGGCAACCUGGGCAAGGCCUGCAUCCCUGACACCAUUCCCAACAGGGUGACGGACCACACGUGUCCCAGCGGCGGCCCGCUGUCCCCCAGCCUGACGACGCCGCUGCCGCCGCUGGACAUCUCGGUGGCCGAGCAGCAGCAGCUGGGCUACAUGCCCCUGCGCGACGACUACGAGAUCGAGUACGACCAGGACGCCGAGACGCUCAUCAGCGGCCUCUCGGUCAACUACGACGACGACGACGUGGAGAUCGAGCUGAAGAGGGCCCACGUGGACAUGUACGUGAGGAAGCUCAAGGAGAGGCAGCGGCGCAAGAACAUCGCGCGAGAUUAUAACCUGGUGCCGGCCUUCCUGGGCAAGGACAAAAAGGACAAGGAGAAAACUCCCAAACGGAAGAUCACGAAGGAAGAGAAGGAGUUGAGGUUGAAACUGAGGCCUUUGUACCAGUUCAUGUCUUGUAAGGAGUUUGAGGACUUCUUUGAGAACAUGCACAAGGAGAGGGUACUUCGAGCGAAGAUUCGGGAGCUGCAGCGGUACCGGCGGAACGGCAUCACCAAAAUGGAGGAGUCGGCGGAGUACGAGGCGGCCCGGCACAAACGGGAAAAGAGGAAGGAGAACAAGAACAUAGCUAGUUCCAAGAGAGGGAAGGAAGAGGGUAAAGAAGGUGAAUUUGCUGCCAUUGAAAACCUGCCUGGCUUUGAACUCUUGUCGGACAGGGAAAAGGUGCUCUGCAGCUCUCUGAACUUGAGUCCUGCACGUUAUGUGACUGUAAAAACUAUCAUCAUUAAAGACCAUCUCCAAAAAAGACAAGGAAUUCCUUCAAAGAGUCGCCUUCCCAGUUACUUAGAUAAGGUACUGAAGAAAAGGAUUUUAAACUUUCUGACAGAAAGUGGUUGGAUAUCCAGGGAUGCUUCAUGAAAUUCAGCCGAUCUCAAAAAACACAUCAGAGGCCCAUUACAGCCUCAAGGACUCCGUUAUUGUUUCCUUCCCUCCCCAAAGAUACAGAAACCAUGUCGGUUAAAAACGCAAAAGAGCAAAUACAUCAACCUCCAGAGUCAUCAUGAUCCAUGGUGGUUUAAGUAGACUUUUGCUUUGGAUCAUGGAAAAUACUUAAUUCUGAAACUUCUACAUUGGAUUUCACUGCUUUUGGUACAUUCUUAGAACAGAUUUUUUCAUGUGAACUUACUCAAGUCCGGUAGUCCCAGAGUAGUUGCUUUAGUUUGUACUGUUGGAUAAAGGAAUAUCAGUGUAAUCCUUGCUUUUCUCUGAAGGUAGGAGACAGUUUCAUUCACUGGAAACUUUCUUCACCCUUUGUUUUGUUUUUUUUUUUGGCAUAAUGCUGGCAGCAAAGUGAAGCUUAUGAAGGUCCUGUGCUCAGGAGGAGGUGAGCAGGGACUUCAGUGAGCAGUGCUAAGCUUUUGGAACAUUCUCCUCAGUAACUACAGCCGAGGCAUGGGGACGCCGGGAUGAGAGUUCCUGUUGGGAGUGCAGCAGGGCUGAGCCGUGGCAGGGAGAGGAGGGAAGGAAGGAAAUGGGGUAGCUGAGAUGCCUGCAGGGAUUUGUGCUGUAGAGGGGGGUUCUUGAAGAGCUCCAGCUGAUCUGGGCAUUGUUUUGGCCUGAGUUUCCUGAAACAGACCCCUCUGAAGAGUUGACGUUUCCUGCUUGGUACUGGAGUGUCAGGAGUCCCCAGCAGCUGUGGUGUUCUGCUCCAGAGGAGGGCUCAGCUACAGCAAGUACCUGGUUGGGGCAGAAAUGGCCUUUGGGAGAGUAGGCAGUGAGGUGUUUGGCAGAAGCUGAGAGCCUCAGGCAGCAAAAUCACUGCUUUUCCUUACUGGGGGAGCCUGCUUCUCCUCCUUUGGGAUCUUAACUGCUGAGCUCAUAGAAGCUGAGGAGGUGUAGCUGCCUCCUGAAUUUCGUUGGGAAGUCAGGGAAAGGGAGCAAGAUUCUCAGAUGGGUUGUGAUGGCUGAGAUUGGUCUUUAAAAACAAAAAUAACAAUUGAUGCAGAUUUGGUCAAAAUGCACAAAAUGUUCCUAAAUUUGGAGUGCUUAACCAGCCACUGCAGGGUUCUAAUUGCACACACCUUGAGAUGUACCAGCCCAGGCACAUUGGAUCUGGGUGUACUGACAGGGAGAGGGGCCGUGCACCUUGGGAGGGAUCUCCUCCAGUUCUGACAGCUGCUGCCUGCAGAGCUGCUGGAGCCAGC